ACAAAACGUUGCGUAAUUAGGCCUUCACAUCAUCGGCUUCAGAAUUCACAGUCAGUCAUAGAUCUUCCUUGCCUUCCCCGAGGAAAGAAACGGGAUGACCCCAACUGACUUUCCCAUCAAAUGUGAGCAAUCCUUCCUCUACUUGAGCUUCAUCUUCACAUCUCUCUACGUUCUCCAUUGCUCAGUCCUGCAGAGAUUCCUGCUGGGCCACGAGCAAGUCCAUAUCAAGAAGUCCGCCGAUCUUCCCCUCCGGUUCCGAUCGGAUGGCACCUUCAAGAUCCUUCAGGUGUCUGAUAUGCACUUCGGCAAUGGGGCCGCCACUCGGUGCAGAGAUGUCUUGCCGUCUGAAUUCGGGUCUUGCUCGGAUCUCAACACGACCCGUUUCGUUAGGCGGUUGAUUGAGGCAGAAAGGCCUGAUUUUAUUGCCUUCACAGGGGAUAACAUAUUUGGGCAGACCUCGGUUGAUGCUGCUGAAUCUAUGUUCAGAGCCUUCACUCCAGCCAUGGAAUCGAAACUGCCGUGGGCAGCAAUUUUAGGGAACCAUGACCAAGAAUCUACCAUGACCCGCGAGGAGCUCAUGUCCUUUAUUUCUCUCAUGGAUUAUUCAAUCUCAGAGAUCAAUCCACCUGCUGAGAAAGGAAUUCAUGGGUUCGGGAACUAUCACCUUCAGGUCCAUGGGGUCCUUGGAUCCAGUCUUGCGAACAGCAGUGUUCUCAAUCUCUUCUUCCUUGACAGCGGAGACAGGGAAGUUGUCAAUGGGCGGAGGACUUAUGGGUGGAUUAGGGAAUCACAGCUUUGUUGGCUUCAGGGUUUGUCUCAGAAACUCCAGGACCAAAGAUUGGAUCUUGAUCGAAAGUCAACAGAUAGCUUGACUCCUGCUCUCGCUUUCUUCCACAUCCCAAUUCCUGAAAUUUGGGAUUUAUGGUACAAAAAGUUCAUUGGCCAAUUCCAAGAGGCAGUUGCCUGUUCCUCGGUUAACUCCGGGGUUCUACGGGCCUUUGUCUCAACGGGAGACAUCAAGGCUGCCUUUAUGGGCCACGAUCACAAGAAUGAUUUUUGUGGGAACUUAAAUGGGAUUUGGUUCUGUUAUGGUGGUGGGAGCGGAUAUCAUGGGUAUGGGAUGGCAGGGUGGCCUAGAAGGGCAAGAGUGAUUCAAGCGGAGCUUGAGCAGAAAUAUAGGGAAUGGACCGGAGUGAAGAGGAUAAGCACGUGGAAACGUCUCGACAAUGAGAGGCUGAGCGUGAUUGACGAUCAAGUGCUCUGGGAAUUGCAAUGAUCUUGACCGUGCCACUCUUAGUUACAGGUUUCUUUUCGUCUGUAAUAUAUCUUGCCUGUGUUUCUCUUUCACAUCUUUGCUUCUUAUUAUUGAGAAACGGAAUGUCAUUGUUGUACUAUAUUGUGUUCUCUACUUGCAUUUCUUUUCCACUUGUUUUCUAAGGCAAGGCUUUGAACAUGAAAUUGAGUUUAAUAAAAUCACUACUCUUGUAUUAUUUCUAUAA
Molecule: messenger RNA, 1499 nt
Organism: Punica granatum (pomegranate)
Lineage: Eukaryota; Viridiplantae; Streptophyta; Magnoliopsida; Myrtales; Lythraceae
Source: RefSeq, a predicted model, not a curated record